This is a messenger RNA of Phragmites australis (common reed), 955 nucleotides long. Its product is annotated as ferredoxin-thioredoxin reductase, variable chain-like. Lineage: Eukaryota; Viridiplantae; Streptophyta; Magnoliopsida; Poales; Poaceae. Gene Ontology annotation, biological process: photosynthesis. Bases 231 to 686 code for a protein of 151 amino acids. The record is from RefSeq and is a predicted model, not a curated record. The transcript has a single exon.
GGAAUUCGCCAAAUUCCCAGCAUUUCCGGGGCCCAGAUGCAUGCAAGGGAACCACGGCAUCAAUCAGCUCGGGCGAAACCUUACGCAACUCGCAGUGCCGCGCCUCUCUCGGUCUACCCGCUCCUCCGCCUUUCGUUGCCCCGCUUCUAUCCUCUCCUUGCCUCUCCCGCGCCCACCACCUGUUCGACCCAACUCCCUCCAUCCGCCGCCCGCCGCACCUGACCCUCCCAAUGGCGGCGGCCACUGCGUCCGUGGCGUCCACGUCCACAUCCUCGGUCCUUCUCAUCCGCCGCCUCCCCUCUCCGGCGCCCGCGUCCACCUUCGCCCGCCGCCUCGGCCCGCCGCCGCCCCGCCGCGCGCGCCGCCUCCUCCAGGUCGCCCUCACCAGCGAGGUGUCCUCGGACGACGUGGCCGCCGAGGAGGCCGCGGCCGCGCCCAAGAUCGGCAGGCGGGUGCGCGUCACGGCGCCGCUCCGCGUCUACCACGUCGUCAAGGCGCCCGACCUGGACAUCCAGGGCAUGGAGGGUGUCGUCAAGCAGUACGUGGGCGUCUGGAAGGGCAAGCGCAUCACGGCCAACCUCCCCUUCAAGGUCGAGUUCCACCUCUCCGUCGAGGGCCAGACGAAGCCCGUCCGGUUCUUCGUCCACCUCCGCGAGGACGAGUUUGAGUUCGUCGGCGAGGAAUGAGGAGUGCGUGACUGUGGACAAGUAAGAUGGGCGCCGUUUUUAUAGAAUAAUGAUGGCCGCGGCGGCGGCGUGUGUAUAUUGUUCCGGCGUGCGAUGACAGAGAUGCAAGAGGGUAGGAACUUGGAAGGCAAGGCAAGCUGUUUGCUCGCUUGCUGUUGUGCUGCUCUUCCUCUUUCUCCUGUUCAGCAUCUAUUUUUCAGAUGUGGGGAACUGUUCGGAUGAUGAUCGAUAGUUAUAAUAGUGAUAUUUUUGUUGCUGCUUGUUGGUUA